This is a messenger RNA of Zingiber officinale, 1336 nucleotides long. RefSeq names its product phosphatase IMPL1, chloroplastic-like. NCBI's taxonomy places the organism in Eukaryota, Viridiplantae, Streptophyta, Magnoliopsida, Zingiberales, Zingiberaceae. The transcript is spliced from 10 exons. Gene Ontology annotation, biological process: signal transduction; phosphatidylinositol phosphate biosynthetic process; inositol metabolic process. The record is from RefSeq and is a predicted model, not a curated record. The coding region runs from base 62 to 1117 and encodes 351 amino acids. Gene Ontology annotation, molecular function: inositol monophosphate 1-phosphatase activity.
CGACGGCAUCUCUUCGUUAACUACUGCGAACCCAAGCAUCUCCUCUCUCUCUGUGGAAACGAUGGGUCGAGCUCUCCUCUCCUCUUCCCUCUUCUCGCCGAGGCUGAGGAUUCCGGCGAUACGCAAAUCUUUCUCGCCCAAUUUGACUACCAAGCACGCGCUGGGAUUCCGCACCCGCGCGGCUCUCUCCGUAUCCCCUACCGAGAGACGAUUCCCUAAAAUAUCGGCGGAAUCAACAGGCUCGAUCCCCCCAGCGGAGCUGCUCAAGGUCGUCGAGACCGCUGCGCAAGCCGGCGCCGAGGUUGUGUUGGAAGCUGUCAAUAAGCCUCGCAACAUUAGUUACAAAGGAAUGACAGACUUAGUUACAGACACUGAUAAACAGAGUGAAUCAGUAAUCCUUGAAGUGGUGAAUAAGAAUUUUGAAGAUCAUCUUAUUCUUGGUGAAGAAGGUGGCCUUAUUGGAGACUCUUUGUCAGAGUACCUUUGGUGCAUUGAUCCCUUAGAUGGCACUACAAACUUUGCUCAUGGAUAUCCAAGCUUUGCUGUAUCAGUUGGGGUACUGUUCCGUGGGAAGCCAGCUGCUGCAUCUGUGGUUGAGUUUGUUGGUGGGCCAAUGUGUUGGAACACUCGCAUAUUUUCUGCAACUUCAGGUGGUGGAGCCUUUUGUAAUGGACAAAAGAUUCAUGCUAGUCAGACUGAUAAGGUGGAACGUUCUCUCCUGGUAACAGGAUUUGGGUAUGAGCAUGAAGAUCCCUGGGCAACCAACAUGAACUUAUUCAAAGAGUUUACUGAUGUUAGCAGGGGUGUAAGGAGACUAGGUGCUGCUUCUGUUGACAUGUGCCAUGUUGCCCUCGGCAUUGUGGAAGCCUACUGGGAAUAUCGUCUCAAGCCGUGGGACAUGGCCGCUGGUGUCCUGAUGGUUGAAGAAGCUGGAGGAGCUGUAACACGAAUGGAUGGAGGAAAGUUCACAGUCUUCGAUCGAUCAGUACUGGUAUCCAAUGGUGUUGUUCACGAACAGCUCCUGGAGAGGAUUGGCCCUGCGACCGAAGAGCUAAAGAAGAAAGGCAUUGAUUUCUCGCUGUGGUUUAAGCCAGAAAACUACAUUACUGAUCCCUGAGUUGGUUUUCCGCCUCAACUGCGGCAGUUAAAGCAAAAUUUUCUUUUGUCAGAUCAAAAGUUGGUCAUUUCACCAAUUUCUUCAGUUGAAGCCUGGUUAAAGUUCUCCUGCAAAGGUAUUGAUUGGUUUUGAUCUGUAAGAAAUGGAAGUACUUAUACCAUUGCAAUAAGCUCCUUCAAUAUAUCUUACAUUUGUGUAGUAAAAAAACACUUUAUCUUA